AUGGCGACCCAAUCCCCAAUGACACGAAGCACUCGAUCACAAUCACCUUCCGCCAAAUUCUAUAGCCGCACUUUCUCAUCACGUAAUAUCUCACAGCAUGAGGGGGAUGCAUCUCGAAAUGAAGACAUGAAUGCCACUGCACCUCUCGUGAAGCGAAGAAAGUUGAAUCCAGGGUCAGACACAGAGAACGCAAUGGAUGCGCGGAUGGGAAGAUUCCGGACAGCCAGCACAAAGAUAUCUCAGUACCCGAGCAGCAGGCAGCGAGAUACUGCGAGACCAAAGAGGGCAAUGGAGGUGGGCAGCAGCGGCGCUCGAGCUCCUCGAACCUUAACAAGCAGUGCCUACACAAAACGGGCCUCUGCGUUGAACCUCCACAACUAUCCUGCAGACCACCAUCCAGUGGGCAUUGCGAUCUGGGUCAUUCAGAAGAUCGACUCUGCUCGGCGGGAAAGAAGCGGAUCCACUUCAUCUAGGGAAUCAUCCCCAGGAGCCCUUGCAGCGUCUUCGUCGCCUGCAGGGAUUUUUCAAGCCUCUGGUCACGCUUCUGAAGUUGACGAAGGCGAUGAUGCGGAGGACCGACGACAGGCGCAGAGGGAACGCAAGAUCAAGCAAAGACUUGAAAACUGGGCAAAGAACAAGGAAAACGAUGUAGUUGCACGUGCCAAAUUAGAUGCUAAGAAGAAGUUUGGCUCGAACCCUUCGACCAAUCCUAUUGUGUUAAGCAACGGUCAAAUUGAGAAGCCUUCUCCUUCGGACGAGAGAGACUCAUAUAUCCGUAGGAGGAUAAGAGACGACUUUACCAGGUUGAUGAACAGGCAGACCAAGGUAUUUGCUGAUGAGAUCUCCAAGUUAGAACCAUUCCAAGCUGGUUUCAGCCGGAAGUGUUUUCCUGCUACGGGUUUGGCAUUUGGGUCAGAUGCAAAUUUGGUAACAGCUGGCACUCUUUUGGUGAAUGUGCUGCCUGCGUUGGCGGAGAAAGAAGUCAGUCGCACCUCCCAGCUUGCCGCCGACGCCUUGAUCCAUGCCUUAGAGACUGGAUCACUGUCACCUGAAUCUUUCUUUGAUGCUGUUGCACUCUUAGCAGAAAACAGACAAAUCCUCGAGGGAAGCGACAGGAUUCUGGCACAGCUCUUUUCUCGGUCUUCCUCUUCAGGUAACUCCAAAGUGCUCCGCACCUCGUCUGGUGCAGAUUCCAAACUCUUUGCUACCACCAACGGCCCAUUCAUCAUCUAUAACACCAUCGAAAAUACUGAAAAAGCGACACCCGCGUCCUCGCGGCACUCCAAUAGAUCCUUUGGAGCCGCAAAUCCAACGCCAGUUCGAGCCUCACCUCGUGAGCGUAGGCCUACCACCAAGAUGCUUAGCGUCUCUGAGGUUUCAACGAGGCCACGAACUCGUACCUCGACAUCUCCUCGAGCUUCACCAUCCAAGGUGCUCAAGCUGAGUCGACCGUCAAAGCUUCGCGGGUCUGUGUCAUUCGCAAAUUCUCCUUCACCUCCACCAGCACCAGCACCACCACAAAAGCGUGUCAAGCUUAGGCAUGACUCAGUCUCAGCUGCUCAGGAUGAGGGCGAGCCGCAUUCCCCAGAGCCAGAGCUAGCGAGACUACCACAAUCGAUCAACCAGUAUCAGUCAGAGCAGACUGCACCGCUCCAAAUCACGCCCAACGAAGACUUAAUCAAGACAUUGCUCGAAUCAGCUCUGUUAGCAAGCCAGGAAGAGACCGACAAUGAAUCUGAGCUCGAGAACCAGGGAGCAACUGCGCAAAACGGAGCUGCCGAGACUCACGCAAGCGGGUCUGUCCAGCUUGCACCAGCAAAGCAGAAUCUGCAGCAGCAACCGCACUCCCUUCCCAAAUCCUCGAGACCCACUGCUCAUGGCGAUGCUUGCCAGCCAUCACUCCGCGUGUCUGCUACUGCUGAACAAAUGGCAAAAUUCAACCGUAUUGUGGAACAGCUGCCUGCGAGUGUGGCCAAUCUUAACCAUGAACAGGUCAAACACGUCGCGGCAUUAUAUGAUCAACUAGCUGAAGGCCCAACAUUUGAAAGGGCCAAAGAACUGGGUCUCUCUUAUCCAGAGAUUCCAAGGCCGUUCGCAGAUCGAGAUGGCUGGAAGCUUACUGGUGUUGUCAAUGAAUAUGAUGAGGAAAUUGUCGAAAUUGACCCUCAGAGCUGGGUGUAUGCGCCAGAACGCUCUGACGACACUCAGCAGCCUCUCCGAAGACUGAAACAUAAGGCUCAGGUUGAGCAGGAACAGGUCUUCGGUUUUCCUCCCAUUGCCGGAUUUGGCAAUGCUCCACAACAUACAAGACAGAGGGUUGAGAGAGUGGAUGAAGAGAACGUUGCAUAUGAGAAGUUGAUGUCUGACGUCCGCAAAGCUGCUGCGGAUCGUGGAUUGCCGCAUGACAAGGCUCUGGGUUGGGAACAGCUUGCCCGUUCAAUCAGAAGUUUUGAUGCUGACCACGGCAUUGCUUUGGAAGGAGACGUCACCACUUCGGUUGUUGAUCGCGUCCGUGAUGAGCCAGAUGAGCCAGAUGACGGUCUCUUGGGGCCCGUGGAAGCUUCCGAGGACUCCAAUGCAGAGAGCGACGACGAUUCCGAAUACGAACCUGAUCCGGUAGUCAAGAACGAUGUCGAAGAAGCUUGGACAGGCAGCAAUGGAGCCCAGAUGUCCACUUUCGUUGCCGUCAAUGGAAGGAGAGGGUCUCUGAGGAAGCUGAGAGAUCGGCCUUCCUCGUCGUCUGCACAGGGCUAUCAAAAUAGAGCAAUGGAUGUGACGCCGGUUCUCUAUCAUCCGAUCAGCCCAGCCACGCUGAUAUGUCACCACCGAGAUCAGCGACCCAAUACAACACUCGUCCUUCUCCCCUGUCCGGCACCUUCAACACCUUCAACGGACCCAUCACCUCCUCCAACACCCCAACCGCCUCCCCGAUUGGAACGCCCACCAUGA
Molecule: messenger RNA, 2949 nt
Organism: Endocarpon pusillum Z07020
Lineage: Eukaryota; Fungi; Ascomycota; Eurotiomycetes; Verrucariales; Verrucariaceae
Exons: 3
Coding region: 1-2949 (982 amino acids)
Source: RefSeq, a predicted model, not a curated record